Messenger RNA from Elaeis guineensis (African oil palm), 673 nucleotides. RefSeq lists its product as uncharacterized. The record is from RefSeq and is a predicted model, not a curated record. NCBI's taxonomy places the organism in Eukaryota, Viridiplantae, Streptophyta, Magnoliopsida, Arecales, Arecaceae.
AUGAGCUAUAAGGAAAAAGAAGCGGUGAGGGUUUCUCCCAACCCCUCUUCCGGGGGAAAGGAGAGCUCUGUGGGGGUAAAUCCGGUCAAUCUAGGGAGGGCUUCUUUGAAGGCUGCUCCAACAAGUGUGGAUCCUCUGCCAAAGGGGACAGAUGGUUCAUCCCCUCAGAGCACAAUAGGCAAAGAAGGGGCUAGGGCACAGGAGACCACUGGAACCUGGUCUCAGACGGUCCAGGGCCUUCGGAUGUUCAAAUGGGAGAGCUUGCGAGCUUCAGCUGAUGAGGUAGCAGCCUUAGAAGUGAGGUUCACGAACAUGGUGUACUUCUCCAAUGAGGACAUUGACAAAGCUUGCACCCGAUGGCGAUCGACGCUUGUAGGAAAGUUCUUAGGGUGAUGCUAUAGAUCUCUGUGAACAAGAGCGUUGGAAUGCUUGUUCCACUAGUGCCUUGUUGCACAGCACUCCUCGUGGCAUUCUCUCAUAGCAGCUGGACAACCAGCUUAUCUCUUUGCUGCUACUAUAUUUUGUCUGCCUGUUGUCUAUGCUGUGUUCAGACACUUUCCUUUUUUUUUUUUUGGUUGGCAAAAAAAAGAAAGUGUUCAGGCACUUCUUUGAUGUCUUAUAUCAAGGCUGGUUGAAGUCUUCUGCUUAUUAACUUGCCGUCGCAACCCCCAUG